Trichoplusia ni (cabbage looper) is the source of this 2194-nucleotide messenger RNA. RefSeq lists its product as uncharacterized. Bases 156 to 1184 code for a protein of 342 amino acids. Lineage: Eukaryota; Metazoa; Arthropoda; Insecta; Lepidoptera; Noctuidae. The record is from RefSeq and is a predicted model, not a curated record. The transcript has 8 exons.
AAAAAUAAAUGACAAAUGACUUCUUCCAUAACUUUGCAACCGUGAAGUAUGAUUUAUAUUAUGUAGCAUUUUCCAGUGUCGAUAGUCACUGUUGUUCAUGUAUUUUUUAAAAUAGUGUAUAAACCUUAACAGUUAUAAGUUGAAGAAGUAUUAAAAUGGCAAAUGCAGAUUUUAGAAAGGAUGUGACUAUGCCUGUCCGACCCAGAAGUGUCUAUACAGCGCACUCCUACAAUCAGGAGGAGUCGAACUUGUCCGCCUUCCAAGACUACAGCAAGUUUCUCGAGGGUGGUCUCGGCCAAGCUGAGCUCGUGGGCGCUACAGGAUGGCAGCCGCCAUGGCGCGCGCCCCUCCAGCGCAAAGCCCCUUUCUACCCAGGGGAUGACAUCUAUCAUGCUGAUACCUGGCGGGAGCUGGAGAUGACGGAUGUGGUGGGAGGUGCCGGAUAUAAUGCCUCGGUGACUCCUCACGGCACGGUCUGCCUUCGCCUGAGGGAUCGAGUCAAGGUUGACAUGACAAUUGACGGUGCAGUGCGCGUUACCAACGCGAAGAACAAUAUAAUCCUGGCGCUGUCGAGGUCUGGCGCGGCCGCGGCGCUCAUCCACCCCAACGGACGCGUCUACCAUUACGGAUCGCGAGUCGAGAUUCAGGCCCGUCACCAGCAGGGCAAUAACAAAUACGCGAAAAUGUGGUACAAGGGGGUGUCGUUCACCGCGGAGCAGUGCGCGCUGGUGUACCUGGUGGACGCCGCGGGCACGCGCACCACCACCGACACCUUUCUCGACAUGAGCCAGGACUUCACGCUCAACGUAUUCUAUAACGAGUCUCGCCACGGUCCGUCGUAUGUGAACGAAGCGCUGUCGCUGCUGCAGGCGGCGCAGUAUUGGCUUACCGAUGACGGCAUUGACAACUGGAUAAUCAACAACGUUCGCGUCAGCCAAACUGCUGAUGGACUGGUCAGGAUCCAUCGGUGCAGCCACAAGUACCAGCUUCGCACGAGCCCCAGCAACGGCUCCGCGUCCAUCACGAGCCCCUUCCUACACUGCACCGCGUCGCUCGGCCAGACCCAACACCUGUUCGUACGACGUGGCGAAAGGCGGAUGCACUUCGACGGCAACUCAUUCAUAGUUCGCAACGCCGGCCACUCCGCCGGCUUCGACGACAAGAAUCAACUGAAAGUGUACUGAAGUUCCCACCCCCACACCAACAAUAGCAAUAUAAUAUAGUUAACAACUGCGACUCUAAAGCUGAACCAUCGUAUUGGUAGUUUGGUACUUGAUCACCGUCGAAUGUUGUAUAGAACGUUAUAGACCAUUCCGUAAUUUGUCAUUGUAUGUAGUGCCAUUUUAUAAACACUGCCAAUGUUGCCUCUAUAUUCUCUUUUCACUCUAGAUUUGUACGAAACACGUGGACAAGUCGUACUUAAAGUUGACGGUGUAACUGCUUUUCUUUUUUAUCGAUGCCAGUGUGUAAAGCUUGUCAAAGUUUUUGAGAUUUUUAAUUUCUAUCGCCCACAUGUUUAUAGCUGCCAAGCUGCUGUUUUUUAUUUGCUGAACUUCGACUAGCGCCCGCGGUGUCAUAGUGAUUAAGAUUACAGUUUCAUGAUUAAGUGUUAGAUCAUCAAAGUGCCAUAUUGUUAUGCCGUAACACAUUGAGCAUUUUGUAAUUCAUUUUUUUAUAGUUUUAACAGAUUUACAAUAGUUACAACAGACCAAAGCAGUGUUAAUCUUCAACUGUUUAUAUUUUCAUAUACAUCAUUAAGAUGCAAUAUUUUUUUGUAAUACAUAUUAUUUAUCUAUUUAAGAACUUAUGCGUUGUUUAAGAAACAAUAACAAUCCGAUUUAUGGGUAAACAUCAAAUAGAAAAUAAAUCAGAUUGUUGAACUAGAUUACAUAUUUUCAACGCAAAGAGUUACCUAGGUAUCAACGGUUGCGUCAACGGUGAAUAUGAAUUCAUUCAAUGAACAUAGUUUUCUGCAACUUCAGUAGGUUUUAUUAUUUAUUAUCGCUUUUUGAAGAUAUUAAUAGUAUAAUGAAAUGACGUCUAGUCGAGUCUUAGCUUGGCAGUGAUGAUAAAAACGUUCAGUUUUUUAUAAUCUUUUUGGAAUUUGCGACUUGUCCUCAUUUGUUUCUUUGUGUAUAAAAGUUCAAGUAAUACGUUAUUAUGAAGUAAUAAAGCAAUGCCUGCUUUGAAAUUG